GACCUCCCGUAUGGUCUAGCCCACCGAAAACGGAGGCUCUCUGUCACAAUUCUUACAAGCGGCUCUCUGGUUUCCGCCCCAAAAAACCGAGAUUUUAUCGCCCCACCGCUGAUAACUCCAUUUUCUCUAUCGGCAGUUUCUAGGGUUUCGUUUUGGCAAUUUGAUCUUCACAUCUUCUACUCUUCCUUAACCAGGUGCGGAGACAAAGGAUUGAUAUGAAUGCGGGGGUUUUGAAUUUUUUUGUGCUUUAUUUUCGUGAACAUGACUUGUAAUUCUCAGUAGAACGUUUGUUUUUUUAUCAAUUCAGUUCCGGCCAAUUUAGGUUUUCUUUGGUGAAAUUUCAGUGUUUCGUUUUCUAGGAAUAAUUCUGCUGAGUUGAUUGGUUGAUAAGUGAGGAGGUUGGAUUUGAAUUCAUUUGUUGUACGGCAGAUUUUGUUGUGGUGUUGUUUGGGGUGAUAUAUGCUCUGGGUUAGUUGAAAUGAGUGUUGUGGGGUUUGAUAUUGGAAAUGAGAAUUGUGUGAUCAGUGUUGUGAAGCAGCGAGGGAUAGAUGUUUUGUUGAAUGAUGAAUCAAAACGUGAAACCCCAUCAGUGGUAUGUUUCGGGGAGAAGCAGCGAAUUUUGGGGUCUGCCGGAGCUGCUUCAGCUACCAUGAACCCUAGAUCCACAAUCUUUCAGGUGAAGAGACUGAUUGGUCUGAAUUUUUCGGAACCACACAUUAAGGAUGAGUUAAAGAUGUUUCCUUUUGAGACUUCUGAAGGCCCAGAUGGUGGCAUUUUGAUACAUUUGCAAUACUUGGGUGAGCGGCAUACCUUUACACCAGUUCAGAUAUUGGCAAUGCUUUUUGCGCAUCUGAAAGAUAUAACAGAGAAAAAUUUAGAAUUUCCCAUAUUGGAUUGUGUGAUUGGAAUUCCAUCAUACUUCACAGACUUGCAGAGACGUGCUUAUUUAUAUGCUGCGGAAAUUGCUGGAUUGAAGCCUUUGAGACUGCUACAUGACUGUACUGCUACUGCUUUAGGUUAUGGGAUUUACAAAACAGACUUCUCCAGUGCAGGUCCAACUUAUAUUGUUUUUGUUGAUAUUGGCCAUUGUGAUACCCAGGUUUCUAUUGCAUCCUUUGAGGCUGGCUAUAUGAAGAUACUUUCACAUGCUUAUGACAGAAGUUUGGGAAGCAGAGACUUUGACGAGGUUUUGUUUAAAUAUUUUGCAGCACAAUUUAAGGAGCAAUACAACAUUGAUGUGUAUUCUAAUGUCAGGGCAUCUGUUAGACUACGAGUGGCAUGUGAGAAGUUGAAGAAGGUUUUGAGUGCAAAUGCAGAAGCACCUCUCAAUAUUGAGUGUUUGAUGGAUGAGAAAGACGUUAAGGGUUUUAUUAAAAGGGAGGAAUUUGAGAAUCUGGCUUCAGGAUUAUUUGAGAGGAUUCGUGUUCCUUGUAAUCAAGCUCUAUCUGAUGCAAGGUUGACUGUGGACAAGAUCCAUGCUGUUGAGCUUGUCGGAUCAGGGUCUAGGAUCCCGGCUAUUUCUAGACUGCUAGCUUCUUUAUUCCGGAGAGAACCCAGAAGAACGCUGAAUGUAAGUGAAUGUGUGGCACGUGGAUGUGCUCUUCAGUGUGCUAUGCUUAGUCCUAUUUUCCGGGUCAGAGAUUACGAGGUUCAAGAUUCUUUGCCUUUCUCUAUAGGAUUCUCAUCAGAUGAAGUCCCAAUUUGCACGAUGACAAAUAGCAUACUGUUUCCAAAAGGCCAACCCAUUCCAAGUGCUAAAAUUCUGACAUUUCAACGAAGUAGUCUGUUCCACUUGGAAGCAUUCUAUGCCAAUCCAAAUGAAUUGCCUGCUGGCAUGCCUUCAAAAAUUGGUUGUUUUACGAUCGGGCCUUUUCAAGCUUCUCAUGGUGCUAAGGUAAAGGUUAAAGUUCAUUUAAACAUCCAUGGGAUUGUCACUGUUGAGUCAGCCUCGUUGAUAGAAGAUCAUGAAGAUGAUUCAGUUACUAGGGAUCAUGCACAAUUGAACUCGGACAAAAUGGAGGCUGAGUCUGUUUCUGGUUCUGGUUCUUCUGUGGCAGUGGAAAAUGGUGUUGAGGAUGGUACCUCUACUCAGUCAAAAUCUUCACAGACCACUUCUGCUGGUGGUGUGAGAAAGCAUAAAUCAACUAGGAGGCAUGAGAUACCAGUAAGUGAGAACAUAUAUGGGGGAAUGACUGAGGCUGAGCUUUCGGAAGCACAAGAGAAAGAAAUUCAGCUGACACAACAGGACAGAACUGUGGAGCAGACCAAAGAGAAGAAGAAUGCCUUGGAGUCUUACGUCUACGACAUGCGGAAUAAGCUUUUCCACACCUAUCGGAGCUUUGCAAGCGAUCAAGAGAGAGAGGGCAUCUCCAGAAGCCUACAGCAGACAGAGGACUGGCUUUACGAGGAUGGUGAUGAUGAAACUGAAAAUGCUUAUAGCUCUAGACUGGAGGAUCUUAAGAUGCUGGUGGAUCCUAUUGAGAAUCGAUAUAAAGAUGAAGAGGCAAGGGCACAGGCUACAAGGGAUCUGUUGAACUGUAUUGUGGAACAUCGGAUGUCUGUGGGCUCACUCCCACCUAACGACGGAGAGCAAAUCCUUAAUGAAUGCAACAAAGCUGAGCAGUGGCUGAGAGAGAGAACCCAGCAACAAGAGUCAUUGUCUAAGAACACUGACCCAGUACUGUGGUCAAGCGAUAUCAAGAAGAUGACUGAGGAUUUGGACUUGAAAUGCAAAAAUAUACUGGGUUCCAGGACUUCUCCAAAUGCAGAGGACCACAAGGGCACAGGCCCAUGAGUAACUCAUAAUCAGAACAUGGAAUGGAUUAAUGCAGUGUUGUUUGAAGCUUAGGUCCUCUUUUCGAUUUUGACAACUGUACAUUUUUUCUUUACUUUUCUUUAUUGGAUUUCCCCCCAUUGUUUUGGGGGGUUUGGAAGUUAACCCAGUUGAGACAAAUUUUCAUUCACUAAAUCUAGGUAUGAGGUUUUGAGCUAGUUUUGUAUAACUGGUCAUCAUGCAGUGAUGUUUUUGAUGGUUUUGUAAUUCAUGAUCUUGCUCCUGCAGUAAUUUGGAAACCCUUUUUGGUAUAGUACA
Vitis riparia (riverbank grape) is the source of this 3091-nucleotide messenger RNA. RefSeq names its product heat shock 70 kDa protein 16. Gene Ontology annotation, molecular function: ATP binding; ATP-dependent protein folding chaperone. Gene Ontology annotation, biological process: protein folding. The record is from RefSeq and is a predicted model, not a curated record. Bases 479 to 2794 code for a protein of 771 amino acids. Gene Ontology annotation, cellular component: cytosol; nucleus. The transcript is spliced from 10 exons. NCBI's taxonomy places the organism in Eukaryota, Viridiplantae, Streptophyta, Magnoliopsida, Vitales, Vitaceae.